CCAAAUUUAUUUCACGUUUGGUAUUUCUCGCGGUCAGGCUGCUCUGCUGCUCUCCGAGCAGAUAUUUAUUAAUAGGGGAAACAAAACAAUAUUAGUUAACUAACUAAUUGGAGAAGUGGUGAUUCCAAGAAAAUGAACAUAUUACGGUGAUCAAACGACAAUGUGGUGAAGUAUCGAAGCGUUAAAAUCGACGGCCGCCGCCAGCCAACAACACCACCCACGAGCAACAAUAACAACUAAAACGGGAGGCUACUGCAAAUAUACACACACACCAAGAGAUAUCAAAAUAAAAAGACGAAAAGGCAGCUCCCGUUUUGCUCUGGACGGUGCCAGUGAGAGUUGACGAAUGCGGAGCAGUUCGAGGCAGGCGGAGGAGCAGCAGCUGGGCAACCGGAAGCGGAAAGCGGAAGCAACACAAUAGCAAUAUAUAAAAGGAACAAAAACCAACAAAAAAAAACAAAAAUAAAAACACCGCCUUAGCCUUAGAGUAAGACAACGAGGAGACGACCACUCCAAACCAAAUCAAAACAAAACCAAUCAAAUCAAAAGCCAGACAAAACCCCAAACCCCACAAAACCCCCACAACAAAGCCAACAAAAUGUCCUCGCCCAGUGCCGGAAAGCGACGCAUGGACAACGAUGUGAUCAAGCUGAUCGAAUCGAAGCACGAGGUGACGAUCCUGGGAGGCCUGAACGAGUUCCACGUCAAGUUCUUCGGACCAACGGAGACGCCCUACGAGGGCGGCGUGUGGAAGGUGCGCGUCUACCUGCCCGACAACUAUCCCUUCAAAUCGCCGAGCAUCGGUUUUGUGAACAAGAUCUACCAUCCCAAUAUUGACGAAUCCUCCGGCACUGUGUGCCUGGAUGUGAUCAAUCAGGCCUGGACGGCGUUGUACGAUUUGUCGAACAUCUUCGAAUCGUUCUUGCCGCAACUGCUCACAUAUCCCAAUCCGGUCGAUCCGCUCAAUCGGGAUGCGGCCGCAUUGUACCUGCACGAGCCGGAGGAGUACCAUCGCAAGGUGGCCGACUAUGUGCAGCGGUAUGCCACCGAGGAUGCGCUGCGGGCGGCGCAGCAGGAGCGGGAGAGCAGCGACAGCGAGUCGAGCAUGUCCGACUACAGUGAGGAUGAGGCCAGGGACAUGGAGUUAUAAUAUCGGUUGGAUCGCCAGCCUACGGAACUACCGCUAACACUAACACUGACAACAGCCUAAUACAAAUGCUUUGAGACCCCAUUGUCCCCGGCCCACAACCCCCAAACUCCCGCUUCCCCACCCCCACCCCCCAUCCCUUCAGUUGGCGACGGAACAACAAGCAACAAUAUAUAUAUAUACAACUCUAUAUAUAUAUAUAUAUAUAUAUAUAUAAUAAUUGAUAAAUGAUAAUUGGAUUUUAAGAUAGAAAGUGAUUCGAUGAUGGCGUGUGAUGAUCUGCGCACACACGCACAUACAUAUAAAUAUAUACAUACAAUAUAUAUAUAUACAUAUAUAUAUAUACACACACUCUAAUGUAAGCAGCAAGAAAAACAAGAUUUAAAAAAACUCUUAGUUUAGCCAUCAGUAGCUGAUAAUAACAACAAAAAAUCUACAAAAGGAUUGGAGCAAGGAUCGCAACAGAUCGUAACAGAUAUAUAGACCACAACAAACCGGAAACGGAGGAGAACAAAAUGGAGAACGAAAGUGAAUAUGGAUUAAAGAAUACACAACAGAUAACAGAGAUAAAAGCAUAGAUGCAAACGCAAUUAAAAUGGUUAUAGUAAGAGCACACGCAAUACGAAAUAUGACGUGAAAUUGCUUUUGGCCUUGAUCUGGCAUUAAACAGACGUCGAUGCCCGUUCUUUAGAGUUUAGCAAUUGAGUAACAAGUUGAUAGUAAACGUAUCGUAAACACAAGUACCACCACUACAUCAAAAAGGAAAAGUUUUUUGGAAAACCCUCACCACAAACACGAGUACCACACGAUGAUAACCCAAUAAUCCAGAGGAGCCCUCAGUUACCGCUUAGAUCGAUCAACGAAUUGUGCGUUUUGUUCUCCCCCAGCUUUAUGUGUAUGCUUGUUUUCUUAUUUUGUUUAAUUGCGUAAGCGUUUUUAAUAGGAUUUUUAAUUGUCAGCCGAUUUAAGCGUAAAACAUGUAUUUAGAAAUUUUUUAUCUGACUUAGCAGCAUUGUCCCUGCCCAAAAAACAAAAGUGAAAAACGAUCGAAACUAAAUAGAAUUAAAUAGAAAACCAAGACAAAUCCUAGAGGAAGCGUUUGGAGACGAUUGCGUGGAACAGACAGAAUAAACGUUGCAGUUCUUUUCUUGUUAAUUAAUAUUAUUGUACGGUUAUUAUGUAAUAUUUUAAAAUAGGAUUCGAAUUGAUCGUGUAAUUAAAUGCAAUAAUUCUUAUGUCUAACUUAUGCCACCCGUGUUUAAGCCAAAACCAACUCUGUUUUUUUUUUCUAUUAUAAUACAUUUUGCUUUACCCAUA
This is a messenger RNA of Drosophila suzukii, 2464 nucleotides long. NCBI's taxonomy places the organism in Eukaryota, Metazoa, Arthropoda, Insecta, Diptera, Drosophilidae. The record is from RefSeq and is a predicted model, not a curated record.